Molecule: messenger RNA, 1791 nt
Organism: Fusarium coffeatum
Lineage: Eukaryota; Fungi; Ascomycota; Sordariomycetes; Hypocreales; Nectriaceae
Exons: 1
Coding region: 1-1791 (596 amino acids)
Source: RefSeq, a predicted model, not a curated record
AUGCAUCUUCUUCGCAUCACUGUCGCUGUCAAGGCUGUAGGUGUGGCUUUCCUCGCUGCCACUGCCACUGCCUUUGAUGCUCCUCGCGAUGAGACGAGUCUCAAACUUCUCACAAAAUCCGCCGACGCACAAGUCCAGGGCGUCCUCGACAACAAGAAAACCUCGUUGACCGGCUCACCACGAUCCCUCACCCGCGCCGUUCGUCAAUUAGUCGUGCCCUUCCUAUGGGAGGACUCAACAUACUUUCAUAAUGAAACUCUUGUUCCGCACAUCGAAGAAAUGCUGGACGUCCUGCAGAAGGUUCAGCACGACGACGGUACAUACACCGUCGGCAACCGUCAUUCCCCACCUGACACGGGCUUUUUGAUCGAAGACUUCGGUAUUAUGGUGCGCAUCCUCGAAAAAGACGACCAUGAAGCAUCACAACCUCUCGCGGAUUUGAUCCGUGGUAUUCUUGUCAAAGCGGGCUCUGGUCUUUCCAAGGGCGGCAUUCACACGCCCAACCAUAGAUGGAAGAUCUGCAGUGCAUUGGCGCGAAUUUCUCAGAUCACUGGAAAUGAGACCCUUGUAGAGAGAAUUGAUGAGUGGCUUGCUGAGGGUAUUGAUAUCGAUGCUGAUGGUAUCUACUCUGAGCGAAGCCCCAAUUACUACUCUGCUGUCUCUAAUCCUUCUUUGUUGACUGUUGCCCAUGAGCUCAACUACACUGAGCUCAUUGACUAUGUUCGCAUGAACCUUGAGCUGUCAAUUGAGCAUGCGGAGCCAAACGGAGAAAUGGAAGUUGUUCAGAGCCGUCGUCAGGACCAACAACAGGCUCCUUCAAUUAACAUCGGCAACUUCUAUCCUCAAUUCCGCGAACUCGCUCUCCUUGACAACAACGGUCGUUUUGCCGCCAUGGCUCGACUAAUCGAAGAGCUCAUCGGUGAACAGCUAGGUGAUUUCUUGGCUAAUCUCAUGGAGCGACCUGAACUCGCUGCACAGCUACCUGAGCCAGAGAAACCAUUCGUGGACUUUGAGAAGCACUACAAGUCUGCUGGUCUUGUACGUGCGCGUCGCGGAAACUUGACUGUUUCUGCCUUCGGUGGAUCAGAUUGGUACUUGGAUGGAAAGAAGGCUGAGUUCUACAACCGCAUGGGCUCUGGUCUGUCGACAAACCCAACCAUGUUCAAGGCAUGGAACGGCAAGGCCGUUCUCGAGGCCGUCCGAAUGAGCGCCAAUUUCUUCAGCAUGGGCCACUUCCGAUCCAAUGGCGUCAACGUUUCAGACAGCGGCAGCAUCCAGCUUGGCAGUGAGAUCGAGGUCCCUUACUACCUUCCCAUGCCAUCCGAGCGUCGCGACGAAAACGGCACAUACAAACUCUCCCGAUCCGUCGACGGCCGUUUCUACGCGAUGGCAGACUUCGAAAACCGACCAGCCAGCAUGCGUCGUCUCAAGACAGAAGUGGAUAUUACUCCCACCAAGGCUGGCUACGAUCUCAACUUCCAAGUUACCGGAGAAGAUGACGUCGAACUUACCUUUGAGAUUACGUUCCGAGAGGGUGGAAAGUUCAAGGGUGUGGAUGAGUUUGUGGAUAGUGAUAACACCACGAUCUAUCGCCUUGCUGAAGGAAUGGGAGAGUACACCAUGGGUGAUGAUAAGAUUACCUUCGGCCCUGGAAAUGGAAUGGGAGUUAUUCAGAAUGAUGCUGGUGAGCAGUACAGUUGGCAUGGAGGUAACCUGACGUUGGCGGGGAGUCAUGUCUACAUCACUGGUGUUACACCAUUGAACUAUACCCUCAACUUGGGAUUCGCCUAG